Cuscuta campestris is the source of this 961-nucleotide messenger RNA. The record is from the annotation of a GenBank genome assembly. NCBI's taxonomy places the organism in Eukaryota, Viridiplantae, Streptophyta, Magnoliopsida, Solanales, Convolvulaceae.
UUCAAUUUCAGCCGUUCGAUCUCAAUCGGACGAACGGAUAGGAUAACACCAGAAGGAACAUACGGGGCCUCAUUUGCCUACGUGUAUAAAUAGAAAUUCCAGUCAUUGAAGACUUCUCGCGAAUUUAUAUGGCUCUUCCACGUAGAUUUCUCUCCGGCAACAAACCCGCACCGACUCCGCCGCCGCCGACGUGGAAGAUUGAGACGGCAGAUCCGCCGUCGGCACUAGCUACCGAGUCCGAUUUCGUAGUCAUCCUAGCUGCGCUACUGUGCGCAGUUAUUUGUGCGGUGGGGCUCAUCGUCGUAGCCCGGUGCGCGUGGCUCCGGCGGGGCCGGGAUCGCGGCGGCGCAACCGCCCAGGCGCCGCCGAAGAAGGGCCUGAAGAAGAAAGUGCUCCGGUCGCUUCCGAAGUUCACCUACGGCCCCGAAUUCGCGGCCCAGAAUUUCUCCGGCAAGGAAUUCGCGGCGGAGUGCGCCAUAUGCCUGUCGGAGUACGAGGACGGCGACGAGAUCCGGGUGCUCCCGCUGUGCCGGCACGGCUUCCACGCCGAAUGCAUCGACACCUGGCUCGGAUCCCACUCCUCCUGCCCCUCGUGCCGCCAGAUCCUCGCCGUCUCCCGGUGCCGGAAGUGCGGCUGUAAGGAGCUCCCGUCAAUUUCGCCCACCGGAGCCGGUGCUGAAACCCUAACCGGCGGUAAUAUUCUGCUCUGAAGUAGAAAUCGGAGCUCGAUUGCAGCGGUAGAAAUGGAGUGGGGCCCAAUGCAGGUGUUGUCGGGCGUGUCCGCCGGGCGUUCCGGGUCGGGUUGAAGUAAACCCAAAAGGGAAAGAAAUACUGUACAAAUUAUUGACAAAUUUUGCUUGUUUUACAUUGAAAAUAUGGAGAACUCCCUAUUCCCCUAUUUGUUAACAGUUAAUUGAAGCCGGAUGAUGUGGGAGUGAUGUAAAAAAGCAGUCUAUUAAGU